GCAGCGUGCCGUUUCCGCAUGUCAAUAAAAAGAAGUCUGAGAUGUAGAGAGGAAGUAUGAUCUAGACAAACCCUACGAGUGCAGUUUCUAGUUUUGCCUGUUCGCAAAGUAGGCAUAAAAAAAAAACCCCAUGCGGUCACAUGAUGAGCAAGUGAAACCAGAUGUUAGGUGCUGCCUAAGUUUAAGAAGGACACCGUUUUCUGUGGACUGAUGGUACCAUAAAACAAAAGGACUCUACAAGACAUGCUAAAGCUGAAGGAACAGUUUAAUCUCCAGAGAGACGUGGUGUUUGAUCUUCUCAAGAAAGAGGCAUCGGUGUGCAGGGUGAAAGAAUACUCUGAAGAUGUGGACACUCGCAUCCUAAACAUCGAAAGAGAUGGGAGUGUACUUUACUCUUGGAAGGGAGCAACAGUCACCACAAGGAUUGGGAAAUAUGACCCCAACACUAAACAGAACAAGCUCCUCUACACGUUCGACAAACAGGUCUGUGUCAGCAGCUGCUCUCUGAACAAGGAGGAGACUCUACUAGCGGUCAGCUUGGCACAGAACACCAGUGGACAGGAGCGCCUCAAACCAAUAUCAAAGUGUCUGACUCUGCUGAUCGAGAUUCACCCCAUAAACAACACCAAGGUGCUCAAGGCGGUGGACUGCAGAGUCAAAGUGCAGUUCCUCCAUCAACAAACCGAGGUGAAAUCAGCGCUGGAGAGCCAUCUGCUGCUGUUUGCUGAAGAUGGAUAUGUGGAUCUGUACCACGUGCUUCUGAGCAAACAUGAAGGCUACAGAGUGGUGAUCUCAAAUCCUGAGCGCAUGUCCAGGACGGCGGAGAGGAUCGUAGAGGACUUCUGCUGGGCCCAGUGGGACGGACACACACAAAGGCUCUAUUGCCUCACGCGCAAGGACAAGUUUGUGCUGAGAUGCAUCCAGUUUUACCCGAACCAAAGCUGUGACUCUGUGUUUGAGCUCGUUUUAAAGUUGCCUGCCAAUGCGUUCCACACAGUCAGAUUUGUAAGUUUAGGUUUUGACCACUAUCAUGUGGAAAAACCUGAGCAGGAGCUCGUUAGGAUGCAGGUGUUCACAAACCAAAACGAAAGAAGCAUGUGCGUUUGCUACAGCCACCCGCUGACGGACAAACAGGAACUGACCUACGUCGUGGUUUUAGUUCACAAAGAUUGCAGCAAGAGGUUCAGAGUGUCCCUCGGAAACGACGCGCUGAAUUCGGGCCGGCUUCAUCCGCUCUUCAUCCCCAUAGGCUACUACAUCCUGGUGUAUCUGCAGGGGUGUUUCCUGCACUGCAUCAACACCAGGCAGCAGGAAUUGCUGUGUCACUCCCUCUUCCUAACCGGUCAGGAUGUCAACUUAGGCGCGCAGCUUCAGUCAGACGCCCUCACCGUGAUGCACAAGGAUGAUGAAAGCGGUGUUCGCCUUCUGGAGCUGGCAAGUGGGUCGAUUCGCACCGCUGAGCUUAGCCCGGCUUACCUGCUGCAGAUCCUGAGAUCAGACGCGCGUGCCCGGUGUCCCAGCGGUCGGACCGACCCCCGUCGCCUGGCUGCCCUCCACUGCCUGCUGGUUUUCCUGGGAGACGACCCGAAGCUGGAGCUGAAGGUUGUCGAAUGGCUGUGUGACGACAUGAACACCUUUGAAUCCUUCGAUCAGAUCCAAGAGUUCAUUUUAGCGUCUUUGUUUAGAAUCUGCUAUAAGAAGUCUCUUGGCCUGGAUAAAGUCCUACCUUAUUCCUGUUUGUUUGAAAAAAAGGAAGUCCCAGCCUGCCUGUUGGAGCUCCCUGGUGUUUUGUGUACCACAGAGCUGCACAUUGUGCCUGAUUUUAAGGGAAAGGCCGCGCGGCUCCAAGGUUUCUGGGCAGAGCUGCAGUGGAACACAGAGAGGACGAAAUGUUUGAACGCCGCUUCCAACCCAAGAUACAGAACCUCACACAUCCGGGCCGACUGGGAUAAAUUGCGGUCCGAGAGCAAAGCCUCCAGCCAUGUGAAUCACUUGGAGAACACAAAGAAGGUUCUUUCAGUGGUUGACACCUGGUGCCUCGAUAAAAAGCUGGUGCCACUUUUUCAAGAAGAGGACCAUCAACAAAGGGCGUUCAUCGGCCUGACAGUCGACAAACUUCGAGAACAUCUCAACAGAUAUCUGCCUCAACUGGGGAAGAAGAAGAUCGACUCGCUGGUGGUCAACUAUGUAGCCAAGCUGCUGGAGCUCAUCAGACACAUGCUGGAAUCAGCCUGGCUGAAGUACAAACUUGGGCCUCAUGUGUUGUGCUUGGCGACGAAGGGCGGCCCGGCCGAGUGGGCCGUAUUUCACUUCAUGCUUCGGAUCCUGGAGUGCACCCAGAGCCUCUGCCUGCCUCUCCCACCUGGCUAUCACACCCUGUUUGCUGUGUUUGCUGUUCGUUGCCUACCUCAUCAAACCUUUCUACAGUACAUUGACCACGGUUUCCUGCAGCUCACUGAAACCUUUGUGUCUCGUCUCAUGACAGAUUUGGACAACAGUGAAGCCAACGAGCGACUGAAGUUCGGCGUACUUAAGAGACUUCCCAAGCCUAUGGAGCAAAGGAUCUACCAUAUGUGGGAUCAUCCUGUCAGCUCAGCCUCAAUCUCCAGAGAUUAUGUCAAGACGCUGCUGGAGAAACACAGCAAGAAUAAGGGAUUUGUAUUUGCUGGGCGAGAGAAACCCAGCUUCAGACCCGAGUUUCUUCCUCUAACCUAUCUGGCAAAAAUGCUCUCUGAUAUCGAGUCACAAGCUCUGAACCCUUUCGAGGAGAAGGAAAACGUGGAUGCCAGGUUUGUGGAGGAGUCGGCUCUGAUGCAGACGCUGAUCCAGCUGGGCUUUGAGGAAAAAUGAAGCG
Messenger RNA from Poecilia reticulata (guppy), 2854 nucleotides. The record is from RefSeq and is a predicted model, not a curated record. NCBI's taxonomy places the organism in Eukaryota, Metazoa, Chordata, Actinopteri, Cyprinodontiformes, Poeciliidae.